This is a messenger RNA of Ailuropoda melanoleuca (giant panda), 870 nucleotides long. It is a transcript of the gene CXHXorf58, whose product is annotated as chromosome X CXorf58 homolog. Lineage: Eukaryota; Metazoa; Chordata; Mammalia; Carnivora; Ursidae. The record is from RefSeq and is a predicted model, not a curated record.
AUGGAGGAUUCCAUAGUUAGCAAGAUGUCUCUGGCCCUCAAUGAGCUUGAGCUAAUAAACAUUUCAGCGCAGAGGAUACAGAGAGCUUGGUUAUGUCAUAUGGACAGAACAAUAUUUAAACUUCUAAAGCACACAAUUUGUGCAGUGGAACAUUGUGUGACAUAUGAAAUACUGAAGAAAGUGAGCCCCUUAGAGGCUGAGCUUCUGAAAGAUCCUAGCAUGAAGUGUAAAGUUAGAUUCAGAUUUAGUGGUGAAACAUUUCCACCUUUCAUCGUUUUUAAAAUUUUUCUUCAUACUGAAGGCCAUGGUUACAAGUAUUUCAGCGGAAAAAAUUUAUUUAAGCCAUCAAGUGAGGGAGUGGUUGAUGGUUGCAAAAUGAUGGGGAAAAAGAAGUUUUACCAUCAAGUUAUGGAAGAUCAACAUCUUUUCCAGAAAUUGAAAAUAACCGAUGAAAUAGAUAUUGUCACCCUGAAAGAUUACAUGCAAUAUUCCAGUCUUCUGGAUGAGACCCCUGCAUCUUCUGGUGGCAGAAAUAACUACUGGCGAAAAUUAAACCUCAAAAACAUCCCCAGGACAAUGAUAAUUUAUGACAUAGUUGAUUAUGCAGAGUCUGGAAUAAUCUCAAAGCGUCUACAAAAAGAAAUGAAGUAUCUGUUACAGAGACAAUGAACAGAAGAGAUGCUACAGAUUGUUUCUGAAGUUAGGUAAAAGUAUAUAACUAUCAAACCUUUGUAUCGGUCCUACCAACAGCGGAAUCAAAUUAAACAUCUGGGUCGUCGAUCCAAGCAAGCUCAAAUGAAAGUUGAAAAAAUGAAAAAAGCUUAUAAGAUGGCUAAAGAAAAAAAUGCUUCCAUGGGGACUGUAAGUUGA